UUUUGGUAAAUUAAAACAGGAUUUUAUAUUUUAUUUCAAUCAUUUAUACUAAAAUAAUUUUUUUUAUUAUAUUUGGAAGAUUCUACAAGUUCUUCUGUAUGUAAAGAAAUAGAUGAUAGAUCAAAAUUAAAGUGUACAUGGAUUGAUUCUACAAAGCUGUGUUCUGGAGAACCUUCAAGUCCAGAAAUUGAUCGAUUUGGCUCUGUAAAAAAUGGUGGAUUUAAAUUUGUGCAACAAAUUAUACCAGUAUCCACUUUUAUUCAACAAUAUACUGAAGAGUCUUCCAAUUCUUCUGUGUAUAAAGAAAUAGAAUCUUUUUAUGAUGAAUCAAAUUCAAUAUCUACUUCUACUAACCAAUUCCCUGAUUAUUCAAUUGAAGAUUUGAAUUUGAAUAUGAAUAUAGACUUACAUGAAUCAAAUAAAUUUACAAAUGAUCCAGAUUUGAUUCCUCAAUAUGUGUCUAGUACAUUAUUGAGUUAUCUUGUUGAUUUAGGACCUUGUAAGCCAUUGCCUAGUGAAUUAAUUAAUAAUAUAUUUCCUGUUAAAACAGACUCAAUGGGCAGAAGUCGGUCUUUUCAUGAAUCAUAUUACUAUUAUAAAGAAACUGCUAAUCAAUUACCAACAAAACGACUGUGGCUUUCCUACUCUCCUUCUUCUGACAAAAUAUAUUGUUAUUCUUGCAAAUUAUUCGGAUUGGCUAAAGCCAAAAAAUCAAUCAUGGUCAACGGAUCAAAUGAUUGGACAAACCUCAAUAGAAAUAUCAAAAAUCAUGAAUGCAGCACUGAACAUUUAGAAUCUGAAAUUAGUCGGGGAUUGUACCAAAAGAAUUAUAGAAUUGAUUUGCAUAUAAUGGAAAAUGCAAAUAAAAAUAUAGCUGAAAACCGAGAAGUUCUUCGUGUCAUCAUUGAAAUUAUAAUAUUUUCAGCACGUCAGAAUAUAGCUCUUAGAGGACAUGAUGAAAAGUUGACUUCAAAUAAUAGAGGUAAUUUUUUAGAAUUAAUAGAGCUUCUUAGUCACCAUAAUGCUGUUUUAAAAAUACACUUAGAUAAAUUAAAAAAAAAGAAACAAAAUAGACUUACUUUUUUAUCUCAAAUAAGUCAAAAUAAAAUUCUUAAAAUAUUGGGAGAAUUGGUAAGAUGUUCAAUUUUAACCAAAAUUAAAAAAGCUGGAUUAUUAUCGGUCAUUAUUGACACAACCACUGAUGUUGCUAAUAUUGAGCAGUUUUCAUUUAUAAUAAGAUUUGUCAAUAUGCAUGGUGAUAUGGAAGAAAGGCUUGUAGCAUUAGAGGCUGCUGCUGAUGAGACUGGAAAAGGAUUAUUUAAAAAGUUUUGUGAAAUAACUGAAAAACAUAACAUUGAUUGGAAGAAAAACUUAUGUGCACAAGCAUAUGAUGGCGCUGCUGCAAUGCAAGGUACUUACUCAGGGUUACGGACAUUUAUUCAACGUGAAAACUCAAAGGCAAUUUAUGUAUGGUGCUUUGCACACUUAUUAAAUCUAGUUGUGGUUGAUACGUAUGACUCUUGUUCUGAUACAAAAAAUUUUUUUGGUCAUUUACAAUCAGUUAUUGAAUUUAUGAGAGCUAGGAAAAGGACUACUGUAUUUAUUGAAUGUCAACAUGAUUUAUAUCCAGAAGAAAGGGUUCGUCGUAUAAAAAGUUUUUCAAAUACGAGAUGGACAUCUCAUGAUCGAGUAAUUAAUGUUGUAUAUGAACGAUUUAAAGCAUUAUUAAAAUGUCUAAUUAUUUUGGAAUCUUUCAAUGAUAGAGUAACGUCUUCAAAUGCAAGCAUUAUUAAAAGUAUUUGUUCAACAUUCACUUUUGUAGUGACAUUAAUUUUUAUGAAAAAUGUCUUUUCAAUAACCACACCACUCUCCAAUUAUUUACAGUCAAAAUCACUAGACUUUAUUGAGGCAUUAAGACUUGUAAAUAAUGCUAAAGAAAAUUUACUUUCUAUGCGCUCUGAUAUAAAAUAUAAAAAAAUUAUAGAUGAAGCCAAACAAUUUUGUGAAACACAUGAUCUGCCUGAAAAAGAUUUCAAAAUUAUUAGAUUAAAAAAACGGAAGAGGCAAAUUGAUGAAAAUAUUAAAGAAGUAAAUUUAAAUUCACUAUAUGAAAACUAUAAAAUAAGUACAUAUUUUAUGGCUUUGGAUAAAAUAAUAACAUCAUUUACUUCAAGAUUUAGUGGUGCUCAAAAUAUUUUAAAAGACUUAUCUUUAUUUUCACCUGAGCGUUUAAUUGAGUUUGGAAAAAAUACUGAGCAAGAAUUACCAAAAAACUGCUUUAAUUAUGUUACAGAAUGGAUUGACGGUAUAUGCUUGGAAAAUUUAAAAAAUGAAUACAAAGUUUUUAGUACAAGUGUAACAUCUUUGCAUGAUGGAAUUAAAUUGCCAGAUAAUAUUCAUAAGGCUAGCAUUAUUGAUGACAAAACAAUGGAAUUGAAUUCGGAUACCUUAGAAAUCAGUGAAUCUGAAAUUGACCAUGAUGAAACUGAAUCAACAUGUUACAAAAAUACUAUUACGGUAUCCAGUAUUUUACAUGUACUAACAAGUUUUGAUUUAGUAUCUGCGUUCCCGAAUUUAUAUCUUGUUUACAAAGCAUUAGGAACAUUACCAGCAUCUUCAGCGUCAGCUGAACGAAGCUUUUCUAAGGUAAAAUUAGUGAAGACAAGACUGACGUGGUCUCGCGCAACGGCCGUUUGAAUUCAAACGGCAUUUGC
Messenger RNA from Aphis gossypii (cotton aphid), 2714 nucleotides. RefSeq names its product zinc finger MYM-type protein 1-like. The record is from RefSeq and is a predicted model, not a curated record. The transcript is spliced from 5 exons. Lineage: Eukaryota; Metazoa; Arthropoda; Insecta; Hemiptera; Aphididae. Bases 394 to 2697 code for a protein of 767 amino acids. Gene Ontology annotation, molecular function: protein dimerization activity.